CACUGUACGGAUGGCAAACUACACUAGUAGGUACUAUCUAUCAUUUCUAGUACGGAUGAUAAACUACACUAGUAGGUACUAUCUAUCAACAACUCAUGUCAACAACAAGAACUUAUGUUGAGUAACUGCAACUUUGCGAAACGAACAGAAACGAAUAAGAGCAUUCGAAGGGCCUGGAGUGACACGGGCAUUGGACAUGGAGUUGCUACGGGACGACGGCUUUCGUGGAGCAAUCAUAUCGCCAGAUGAGGACGUAUUUUUACUUACAACCAGGAGUCAACAAUAUUUUCAAUUUCAUGUCGUGGUCUACUGCUUAGAUUUAGAAUUGAAACUCGAAAAAGAAAAACUACCACGACUGCCUCCUAGUACUACUUAGGUAUACUGGGUAGAUCGUCCUCUGCUGAAUCUAGCCAUGUCUAUACAUUCAACCCUGUGAAAAAUGAUUUGCAAGUCUUAAAUAUCAGCAGGUUUCGUUCAGUCCGGAGGCUCCAGAGCCAGGAGCACCUGGAGAUUUUGGCUCCAGAAUGUUGCUCAGUGGCGGUGCCCAGUUAGGAACAGGAGGAGACGCUUCCUCAAGGCCCUUCACCUAUUUUCCGAUUUCGCGUACCCAAGUCCAAGAACUACGACUUGAUCUAGAACUCUGUCGAGAAAAAGUGAGCAAGCUCGAGCUACCCUCUUCAAAGCAUGCAACAGCAGCAGCAGCAGCAGCCAGGACGAGAAGAGCAGGAGGAUCUUCAGUCGGCGUUUCACCCAGGAUGGCUUCUCCUACCUCUUCAACAUCCUCUACGAAUUCUACGUCAGCUGCUGUUCAUCUUUCACCGAAUUUCACGCCUCUCGUUGCCACCUCACCGAAGUCAAUGAGGUCUCAGUUGCAGCUUGUACAGCAAAGGAAUACAGCAUUUCUGUCGAAGCUUGACCUCUGCUUCGGUCCUUCAACAAGCACUAGUGGUUCUUCGCCUACAGGAGGCUCUCCUUCCGGCUGGGAGCAGGCUGAGCGUGCACUCCGCGAAGAAAUUGAGUCAAGAACACAACUUAAAAUACGACAACAAAUUGCAACCUCUUCUGAAGCAGGAGGACCACAGGAAACAGCUAGUACGACAUCUGCAGACCAAUCCACUGACCAUAAAUGUUAUGUUGAAGCUUCCCUAGCUGCCGCAAAGGAGAUGCUCUUAUGGUGAGGAAGAGUAAAUUUAUACCUUCACGUUUUGUUUUCUUUGUUUUUUACCCUUAAAGAGGUUUCACUCCACGACAAUCAUUAAUAUAGUUAGACAGAAUCGGCAUUUUUGCAUCACUUUUAAUAGACCUAUCACAAGAAUACUUCUAGACAGGAGUUCUAGUUCGAUAUCGUUUGCUCGUUAGGUGGAAAAAAAAGUGGGAGGUACUGCCUCGCCCUAAUCGUCGACGAAGCGCGCAAAGACGAUGCAGCGAAGGACCCAAUGGACGCAGAGAACGACCCAGGAGGAAGUCGAGAAGACCUUCCUAGCAGAAAGGACAACACAAGUCCGACUACGCCGUCAAUAUCCUCUGGUGCGAGUUCAAGUUCAAGUACUACCUCUGGUAGUAAAGCUAGUAGUUCUUGUAGUACAUCGUCAUCCGAGGACACAUCAGCUGGAAAGGGUCCAAAAAAUGGCCCAAAAAAUGCUGCUAGCACAACAACGCCAUCGUUGUUGCAGCAAUACGAACGAGAGCGGAAAAACGGUUUCCGAAGGGAUCCUGCAGAUAUGCCGGGUUGGGUCGCUGAGAAUUUUCCGCAGAAAUUGGGGAAAAUAUACACCAAGAAUCGCAUAACACGUUCUGGGAAAACUGCCGGGGAUACUAGUAAUACUACUGCUGGAAGAGAACAAGAAGAUGGUGGUGCUGCGGCUACAGUAGCUGCAACAAGGAGAAAAGACUACAGCAACACAGUAGAAGGAACUACUGCCCCCGCAACAGGAGAUGGAGCUGCUAAGGUCAAAGCAGGAGAGGAGGUCAAAGCAGGAGAGGAUGAUGACGAAAGUGAAGAUGAAUUUGGGAUGGAGAUACUGGGAGCAACAGGUAAAGUAAAGAGUCUCUCUUAAGGCUUGAGGAAAUCCAUCUUUCCCACCAUCUUUUGAGUUUUUGUUUGUGAAAGUAGGAACAAAAGAGGCACGAAAAAGCUGACCAAGAUGGAUUUCUACAAGGGCUAAACCUCGCAGUUUGCUCGCAUUACCCUAGACCGAAUCAAAAUGCGGAUGGACCGCGAAGGAGAUUUGGGUAUCCGAGAGCAGUUUUCAAUCGAGAACUCUCAGCUUAUACACAGACAAUUUGGUCCUCUUACCAAGGCUGUUGCGCCAGAAAGAGCCUUUCCUUUGAUGCUUAUGCUGAAAAACAAAUUUCUCAUAAACCUGAUCAUAGUAAAAACAGCUGGUUAGUCUUUUCGAAAACUCAAAAUAACCGAGUUACUGACUGAAAUAAGGGAGGUAGCUUAACGUCAAGGCUACCUUUCCUUCUCAUCAGUAUCUCGGUUAUUCUGAUCAGUUACUCGCUUAUUUCAGUUUUUCGAGGUACAACAAGGAGCUACUCCAACUCCUACUCUCUCGGUAGAGUGGUUUUCUUGUUCAACAGCUUGUUCCCUCAAUCAUAUAUAAUCAAAAUUAUACCUUCAGCUCCAACUCCUACUUUCAUAGCAGCCGAAGGACUGGCAAAAGAUUCUACGCGAUACAUGCGGCCGGUGCAAGAGUACAUGAUGGUAGUGGACUAUCAUGUACAACGGAGGAAACAAGGUGGAGCAAUGCGCACGAAUACCUCGUCUUCCAAAGACAGCAUCUCCGGUUCUACCACGACUCCUACAGGAGGAUCGGGUACAUCUGCAUCAACACGUGGUGGAAGAACAUCGGGUGGAACAAGUUCUGCAUCAUCUUCUCGUAGUGUUGCAGAGGCAUCAAGAUCUACUGGUACAACUACCUCCGCUGCGUACGUCGUGAGUCUGGGCUCGCCCCCUCCGGUUAACGGAGGACCUUCUUCAUCGGAGUUCGGGGACGAAAACCAAAGUAGCGUGAGAAGUGGUGACGUCGAUGACGUGACAUCUUCUAGUUCCUCUACUUCCAAGGGCAGUUGUAUUGAGGUACGAGCAGGUCCAGGUGCGACUGCAACCAAACCAACAUUAAGCAGAGAACGAUUGCGACAGAUGAGCAGUGGUACGAAGGGCGCAACAACUGGAGGUGGUCACUUUCAACUUGAAAGACAAACAGCGACGUUAUGUCAAACAGCGACGUUAUGUCAAACAGCUACGUUAGCUUUUUCUGCGAGAGACAGCACUUCUCCCAGCUCUUUAGGUGCGAGCUCAGCCAUCGAGGGAACCGCGUUGUCGAAUUCCACUUCAUGCAGUAGUAGAAAACCUGGAGUCCUCUAUCGGGAAUUCAUGGCCGCAGGUAGAGAACACGGCGUCAGUCGAGGUGUCAACCGCGCUUCGCCAGCCGUGUCUACACCCAGUGUGUCUGAAAGUCGGAACAACAAUGAGGGCGCCGCGCAUGAAUAUGAUAAUUGUAUACAACCAGCUGCACUGAUGAGCGCGUAUAUUAAUAAACCACUUGUUUCGUCCAAGAACAAGAAAAAGAAUAACAGUAGACCUCCACAAAAUGGGACCGGGAUCAAUAACAGUUGUACUGGUGCUGUUGGGAUCAAUAACAGUACUAGUUUCAAUACUAGUGCAAACGCAGUAGGAGGUGGUGCGUUUCCUACGACUUCUACUACAACUACGACCACCGGAACAAAUUUUAUAGGUGGUGCACCGAGAACCACAACCGCGUCGCAACUUUACUUAUGAAGCAGCGUCCUCACUGCAAGUGCAAUUCGAUCUCAAUCAACUCAAAAUUCGAUCUCAACCUCUGGCUACCACCUUCGAGUUUCUAGCCCUUGUUCCGCCCGCCCUUUUUUACCUGUUUCUAAGCAAUCCGAGCGAAGAUGAUGGCCAUGGCAUCUCUCCAACGUCGAAUAGCAUAUCGCCAAAAGAUAUGAGUGGAGGCUUCAGAGGACUGGCGUCUCAGACAUUCUUUAACCAGCAGCGUCCCCGUGCCCAGUCGGACAUCGUUGGCACCUCCGCACAGAGCUCGCCACAUGCAUCGGCACAUGGUUCUACUUCUUUUCUCUUAAAGUUUAUCUGAACAAGAUUGAUUCUCAUUUUGAUGUUGAUAGAUGGAUGACAAUUUUGCUCAUCUGGUGAUCUAAAAUCUGACAAUCAGAACAAAGUAGUUCUAUAUCUUACUGUAUAACAUGAAGAUAGACAAACUGGACUGUCUUUGUUGUAUAAAAACCGCUUCAUCAAGUAGUGAUAAAUGACUUGUAAAUUCUGUUUCUGGUAUCGACAACCCAUCAGGUGGUGUGGCUAUGAGUGCGAGUAUGGCUGAGCGUUUUGGCCUCGGAUCACCAGCUGCUGGCACGACCUCAUCAACACCGUAUAUUAAGUCCUCGUCAGUGUCAGCACGAAUCAAUGCGCCGACCACUAGUGCAGGAGCCACCAGUGGACCUGCAAAACAACCUCUACAGCCACUACACUUGCAGCUUGUCGCACAUCCUGCUGCAUUAGAACGUGGACAAGGACCGGCGCCACCUGCUUCGUCAUCUGGUGUCCUACUUGGAGAAUCCCAAUUACAGGCUAGCCAAUUACAGGCUAGUGGCAGCCGUACCCCAACCGCUUCUGGCGCGCGAACACCGAGCAUGGGAGGAUGGGCGCAACUGCAUCAGCCACUACACGCGAAGCCCAUUGCGGGCUUGCCUCAAGGCCUAAUUGGUGCACAGAUGCCCUCCUUCCAAAAUUUUGUUUACGAAGAACAACAGCGGCGACGGGGUAGCACUGGCACUGCGGAUGACCCUCAGUUGAAGGCAGUUGUGAUCAGUCAACAUGUGAACCACGAUACUUCUACUAGUCAGGAUGAACAUCGAGGAAACAAUAUUAAUUAAGGCCUCACUUUUUAAUCCAUUUUUUAGUGCACCAUCUGUGAGCUGUCUAUGUCUUCGAGUCUAGAGAAUAAUUGGACACAGAUGAGGCAAAAGAUGGAUUCUUGUAGUGAGCUCUAAAAUAAUAAUUUUUCAACUAGCAACACUGUUUUUGCUGGUGUCCUGAAAGAACAAGAUCCUCUUUCACAAGACGGCGCAGGCUCUCCAGCUGGAAGCAACUCCGCAUCAGUCCGUCCUGGAUUCGCUGGUGGCCUUGGUGAAGGUGCAGAUAACAGAAACAUCUUCCUACCCGCCCCAGGAGCAUCAACUACACAAAACAAAAUUUUUGGGGACCCUCCUACUCUGCAGAUGCCAUCCAUCAAAAAAGUGAAAACCUCUAAGGGGACGAACGGUGCUGCUGCUGCUCAUUCUUGAAGAAUGAAGACUUCCUCGUCUCUGACAGGAGUAGGUGGUAAUGACGUUGACUUUUUAGAGAUUUGAGAUAGACGUACUUACGAGUAUUUAGCGCGCCGUGGGCGUAACGUUUAGUCCAUAAUUCAUCAUAAGUAUUUUAGGUGACGAGGAUAUGAAACAAGUCGCAUUUUUCAAGUCUUGGUGGUGUGAAUUUCUUAAGCAGGACAAAGACAAACAGUCUUCUGUGUGUGCCUCAGGACGAGCCACUGGUGGAGAUGUUUCCGACGUGCUUCUACGAUUAUUUUUUGAUUAGUCACUGCAUCAGCCCCAUGAGCAGAGCUGAAAAUUCCUCCAAUGAUUUCUUGUAGCCUGUGUGUGCUGGAUUGUUCUUUCAUGGAUUGGUCAUAGUUAUGUCUUCUUGCAAAUCAACACAGAACGACCGCUUGGGAUGCACGUGCCUGGCGUUCGCUAAGUCGGAGGUGAGACGAAUGAGUCUUUUUUGUCUACUUAGAAGAUCCCUACUACAGUGGAGUUGGAGUCGUUCUACUACGGUGGAAUCGACGUCGCCCAGAGGCAGGACCCCGCCUGUUUAGC
This is a messenger RNA of Amoebophrya sp. A25, 5901 nucleotides long. NCBI's taxonomy places the organism in Eukaryota, Dinophyceae, Syndiniales, Amoebophryaceae. The record is from the annotation of a GenBank genome assembly.